AUGGGGAGGCUGCAGCAGUGGGCCAGGGUCCUAGAGAUGCUGAAAAGCAAAUUCGAACAGGAGGAGAUGAAACGGAAGUUUGGCCCUCUGGGAGACGGCGUGGUAGCAGCCUUGCUGCUGAGGUUGUGCUUGAUGCCAUCCGGUCCCGCAAGAGAUGUCCAAGAGCGCAAGCUUGAGGACUGGCUGGAGAGCUUGCGCAAGCACACCAAGGAGCACAUUGUCCAAGUUGCCUGGGGCUUGCCGUCAGAGGCAGCGCCUUGCCCGCCCGGUGUACAUGUAGAAAAGCUCUUGGGUCCGGAGCCUCCGCAGUUUGGGCCGCAAGUGAGUUGGGCAGCACUUCGGGUGCCGCACCAGGACAUCACGCUCCAGUUCACUGAGCAUUGCGCUGACCCAACCCCGCUGGAGGUGUUGCAGGUAAAGCUACCGGAGGACAAGCCUUGGACGUUGUCCAGAGGGAGCCCUGCAGGAUUCGAGCACGGCGGUCGUCGGUAUUUGUGUGGGGUGGACCAGUACCGUGAGAAUCCGCGGCUCAUGUUGCCCACCAUCGGUGUCACGGCGUUUGCCAUACCGGACCCCUGGGGCGAGCUGGAGUACGGCGAAUGCUACAUCAUUUCCGGCGGAUGCUUGCUCACUGGCAAGUUCGCCGUUUGGAGGGACCCCGUGAUGUGUGCCGCAGACAUCCAGGCCACUCGCCUGCAACGCUUCAAAAUAGAUGGUGAAGCUACUGACUUCUCGUUUUUCUUCUGGCUUUAG
Molecule: messenger RNA, 753 nt
Organism: Symbiodinium necroappetens
Lineage: Eukaryota; Dinophyceae; Suessiales; Symbiodiniaceae
Source: the annotation of a GenBank genome assembly